Molecule: messenger RNA, 1138 nt
Organism: Colletotrichum godetiae
Lineage: Eukaryota; Fungi; Ascomycota; Sordariomycetes; Glomerellales; Glomerellaceae
Exons: 1
Coding region: 436-1122 (228 amino acids)
Source: RefSeq, a predicted model, not a curated record
CUUGAACGGUACGAGAACUUGUACCUUUCUUUGCUGCAUAUCAUGCCAGGCACAACAAGUACCUCACACCCUCAGAUUUCCGUGUAUCCUUGUAUCCGGAUCUGCCAGGUACGAAGGUACUUCUCAAUCUCAGGCAGGCUUCUUAUUUGGCCAUGAGGUGGAUGGGAAAGUGGAUGGGGGAUGCACAAGUUCAAUCAGGAAGGCAUCGAAAUCUGAUUCCGGGUCCAGUUACGUAUCCUCAAGUACCUUACCUAAGCCACCCUAGCAAGUUCCUCGCUCUCAUCCAUCUCGAUGAUCCAGGAUGAGCCAGGACAGGCACAUUGAGCGGUCUGCAGUGGAGUUUCCGCGCUUUCUAUGGCUGGCCACCACCUAUAACGCCCUUCAAGCUCACUGUCCUUCAGUGGGCCGUAGCACCUGCCCGCUGGGAUUCUGAGAAUGGCGGUGCCUAUUCGAAUGGAUACAUGGCAGGCAUGGACGGAGUGGAUCCCUCGCUCGCCCUGCGGUCUGCCCACAGCUGAGGCACCAGCGAUGGCGGCCAUGGCAGCGAUGUUCCUUUCUGUCCAGCCCGUCAAAUUCGUGAUGCCUGUCGCUCUGCCUUCUUUUCCCACUUCUUCAUCAUUAAAAUCGCCCGACAUUUCCAACAUUCACUUCCUAUCCAGGCUCUCCGUGAGGGAUUCCCCUGACCAAGAAACAGCUCGAGACACCAGGCACCGCGAGCGCCGACCUGCUUCCAUGUUUCAACUCUAUCCAGACCCUUCCCGCGUGGCAUCUUCCCGUUCGUCUUUGCGGCCCAAUCCAUGCCAUUUGUCCGUCAAUCACAUACCUCAUCCGAGAAGCCGCAGUUUGUCGUUCUUUUGUACGGUAGUUUCGUACUAUCCCAGUUCUCACCAAUGUCGGUUUUCGUGUAACAACAGAAUACGCCCACAUUAUGCACUAAACCGCCUCACAUCCUCUGCAUCUCCCCCUUCUAGGCACAUGGCAUUAUCUCCUCCCGUCUUGUUGCCGGCGUACCUACGCCCACAAACAUCCACAAUAUUAAUCAAGCCCGGACGACGGAUUGAGGCUCCCGCAACGCAAGGCUCGUGUUCUCGAUGUGUUGUCCAGCCCGUUCCCCACCACUGAGAGACAGGCCAAUAUC